Drosophila willistoni is the source of this 1345-nucleotide messenger RNA. RefSeq names its product beta-1,4-N-acetylgalactosaminyltransferase bre-4. Gene Ontology annotation, molecular function: N-acetyl-beta-glucosaminyl-derivative 4-beta-N-acetylgalactosaminyltransferase activity. The record is from RefSeq and is a predicted model, not a curated record. NCBI's taxonomy places the organism in Eukaryota, Metazoa, Arthropoda, Insecta, Diptera, Drosophilidae. The transcript is spliced from 5 exons. Gene Ontology annotation, biological process: glycosphingolipid biosynthetic process; carbohydrate metabolic process. Bases 120 to 1274 code for a protein of 384 amino acids.
AAGUAAAUUACUGUCAAGUGAAGGGGGGCAGUAGGAAAAAGAAAAAUAUGUAAAUAUGCCACUGCAAAGUUAAACAGACCGAUUUGCAGUGGCUAUAGGAACAAUGCAAUCCCUGGACCAUGAUGGUAAUCUCAAAAGUGAAUCUCCUCCGCUUACUGGGCGCCGCAGUAUGUUUGCUGCUGUUGCUUAACUUUGUGGGCUUCCGGACGAGUGCGGAUGGAGAUGGAGCCAGCAUUCGCAUACGACGUGUCCACAAAUAUGCUCAUAUCUACAAUAGAAACUCGACUGGUGGUGGCCUGCCCGCCGCCCCUCUGGCCCCUUCAUCUGUUCUAAACCAGGAGCAGGGUAUCCGCAACUCCACUCCUACUGUGUCUGUGAUUGCUUUGGCAAACUUUACUUCCAUUCCACAAGACUUAUCCACGCACAAGCCAAAUCCAAAUGCCGCCGCCCCCCUACAUGUCAACUGCACAGAUCCUGAUCCCCGUGAUGGUGGACCAAUCACCCCGAAUACAACGCUCGAGUCACUCGACAUUAUUGAGGCCGAGUUGGGUCCUUUAUUGCAUCCAGGUGGUGCUUAUCAGCCUGAAGAUUGCCUUGCUAAGCAUCAUGUGGCAAUUGUGGUGCCAUUUCGGGAUCGUUAUGCUCAUCUAUCGGUCUUCCUGCGUAACAUACAUCCGUUCCUAAUGAAACAACGCAUUGCCUAUCGCAUCUUCAUUGUGGAGCAAACGAAUGGUAAGCCCUUUAAUCGGGCUGCCAUGAUGAAUAUCGGUUACUUGGAGGCCUUAAAGUUAUAUCAAUGGGAUUGUUUUAUAUUCCACGAUGUCGAUCUAUUGCCUUUAGAUGAUCGCAAUCUGUACAAUUGUCCACGCCAGCCCCGGCACAUGUCGGUGGCUAUAGACACUCUAAAUUUCAAGUUGCCUUAUCGUACUAUAUUUGGUGGGGUCUCGGCCAUGACCAGACAGCACUUCCAAGCAGUGAAUGGUUUUUCGAACUCAUUCUUUGGUUGGGGUGGCGAAGAUGACGACAUGUCCAAUCGUUUGAAGCAUGCAAAUCUAUUCAUAUCAAGGUAUCCAAUUAACAUAGCUCGCUACAUGAUGUUGAAACAUCAAAAGGAGAAGGCUAAUCCCAAGCGCUUUGAAAACCUACAGAAUGGCAUGGGUAAAAUCGAAAUGGACGGCAUCAACUCGAUCAAAUACUCUAUAUACAGUAUAAAGGAGUUUCCAACAUUCACCUGGUAUUUAGCUGAGCUAAAGAACUCCGAUAAAAAGAGUUGAACGGACACACACACACAGACAACAUAAAUACAUAACAUGUACAAAAGACAUUAUUACUUUCUCGAAUCGUA